GACAACAUGACACAUAGCCUAAGAAUGCUUUGGGCUGUUAAGAGCAGGGACAAAGUGACGCACAGUCUUACUGGUGGAGUGGAUUUGGCCUCUCGUCGUACUAACUGUUGUUCCAAUUCCCUUCCCAAGACAAAAUGCAGCUUGGCCGGCCCCACGCUUGUUUAAAGGAGAGCGACGUUCCUGGGAUUAGUUACAUUCACCUUUCAUCGGUAUGAGCUGUGAGGAGAAGCCCGCCUCGCUGUGCAGCUCGCGGCCUAGCCCAGGAAUUCAGGGCUGGGAAAAUUGAGCCUAGUCAUCCCACCUGGCGACCACAGCGGAUCUGGGACCCGGGCUCCAGCCGCACCUGCAGCAGCUGACCACGUGACGGGCGCAGUUCCAUGGAUCAAACGCAGAGAGGAAUCCUGGGCCAGCCCCUGCCGGUCCCCACCACCCAGCCCAAGAAGAAAAGGACGUCAAUGAUGUCCUUCUUUUCCAAGGUCUCUUGGACACUGAGGUUUCAGAAGCAGGAAUCUCUGAAGAAUGUGUUCUCCAUCUUGGCAGAAAGAGCCCUGGACCCCAAUGCUAAAAAGCGUCACAUGGCAAUGAGAGGCCUGGGAACCAUGGCCUGUGAGACGCCAGACAAGGUGAGAAAGUACAAGAAAAUUGUCCUAGAUCUGCUGGUGCAUGGCCUGUAUGACCCUGUGAGUGCUGAAGUCAUCCACGAGAGCAUGAAGACUCUGACCAUCAUCUUGGGCAAGAUCCAGGGGAAAAGUCUGGGCUCUUUCUUCGUAGACAUCACUCUUCAGACCAGGACUUUGUUAGAUGACGAGAAUGACAACCUGAGAUAUUCAGCCUUCGUCUUGUUUGGGCAAUUGGCGGCCUAUGCCGGGCGGAAAUGGAAGACAUUUUUCACCAGUCAGGUCAAGCAGACUCAAGAUUCCCUCCUGAUACAUUUACAGGACAGAAAUCCCCAGGUUGCCAAGGCUUGCAAAACAACAUUUCGAGCCUGUUCUCCAUAUCUGAAAGAAAGAAAGGAAAACAGCUUCCAGACUGAAGAAGAUCAAAGGAACCCUAAACUCUGCCGGCAGCUGAGCCACUAUCAUCCAGAGCUCCUGCAGUUCCUCUAUGCAAAUAAGAUUCUGUAAACACAGAGCAGCAGGGAAAUUGUUCCAGUGAGCACCUUGCUGGGGGGCUGAUAUCCCCCCUCUUUUAACUCCUCGGAUUCUUCUGCUUGCCUCUUGGGAUUGUAAUAGAAAAUGGGAUGCUGGGAGAACAAUUGAUGGCAAUUGCAUGGAAUUGUAUGAUUCUAUCCAAAGUAAAUUCUAAAUUGCUUUUAUGUAUCUCUUUUCCUCCCCAUACAAAUUUAAUGAGAAGGUACAUGCUUUGUUUAAAACAUUGAAAGCAUAUGUAGAUUCAGUACUUAUUGCUCAGCUUUUUCCUUAAGUUCAUCUGUUACCUUUUAUUUUUUAUUUUAUUUUUAAUUUCUGAGGUUCAGGAGAAUAUUACCUUAAGUUGUUAUGUUUUUUUUUUUUUUUUUAAAUCUGCCAUUGAUACUUUGCAAUUUGUGAUGGAUACCUUUUAUUGGCAGGACCUAUUUAAAGUUGGCCAAGGGACCAAGAAGGGGGUUUGGAGAGUAUCUUUAGCGUCUCAUAAUCUUCAACAGUCAUUGCCUCCAAGAUCAUUCCAAACACAAAUUAAUAAAGAGAAAGAAAAAUCUGUAAAGCAUGUGCUGAAAAACCUCAGGGUAAUAGUAAUGUAUGGAAUAAUAAGUAACACUUAUGGAAAAUGUUUAUUGGACACUAAGCGCUUUGCAAGUAUUAUUUAAUACUUACAACAACCCUAUAAGAAAGAUACUAUUAUUAUCCUCAUUUUCCAGGUGAGAAAACUAAGGCACAGGGAAAUUAACUAGCUUGCCCCAGAUGACCUGGUGAGUGAUGGAGCCAGAAUUCCAGCCCAGACAGUCUGACUUCUGGAGCCUAUAUUCAAUCACCAUGUGAUUCUGCUUCAAUGUGGAGUAAUUGACAGAUAGCUAGAAACAUAAAAAAAAAAAAAAAAAAAAAAAAAUUAAAAACUCCCUCUGCUUCUGCUCUAUUCAACUCAAUUACUUUUUGCUUUUAUAUGUACUAAAUACACAUUUUUAUUAAUUUAAUUUGUGAUCUAAGUAUAUAUUUUUACUUGUCACCACUUGGCUAAUUAUAUCAAUUUUUUGGUGAUCAAUUCUAUUUCUAUGAGGGGUCGCAUGGAUCAUGUAAAAAAUUUCAAGAAAGGGCGCAUGGGUGGCUCAGUCAUUAAGCGUUUGCCUUCGGCUCAGGUCAUGAUCCCAGGGUCCUGGAAUCGAGUCCCACGUCGGGCUCCCUGCUCAGCGGGAGGCCUGCUUCUCCCUCUCCCUCUCCCCCUGCUUGUGUUCCCUCUCUCUGUCAAAUAAAUAAAUAAAAUCUUUAAAAAAAAUUUUUCAAGGAAAACCUCAGUCCUUUUCAACUUCCCUCUAACCAGUUUGCCUCCCAAACUUCUCCUAUAGAAAUUCUGAUAUUAUCACCAAACUUGGCAUUCAGGUCAUACAGGACGACUGUGUCCAGUUUGGGAAAUGGAAAACACAAGAGGGUCAUAAAUGCUGCAGAGAGAUCUUCAUGUUCUGAAAACUGGGAACUCCAUCUUCUGCUCUAGCUCUCCAGAGAUAGGACUGUGUAACAGAGAUGAGGGGGUUGUCUCCUAAGGGAGACAAGAAUAUGGCAGAUGGCAGAAGGGGGAGCAGGAACCAGGCAUGAAUGGGUUUUCUUUCUUCCUAUUUUGAAGCUGGGGUACAUGACCCAGGGGCCCUGGGGAGUGACCCAGGCUCUGGAGCAGGUGGGAUGGUUCUGAGCUGAGAGCCCUCUCCCCCUUCCCAGAUGUUGGCCUGUUUGAAACUCUUUUGCAAGGUCCCUUUAGAAUCUGAGGCAGUUCUAUUAAGGGAUCAGUGAGUGGCCUGAGAAACAAUUGCAUUUUACCAGCAUUCGAAAAAUGCGGAGGUGGAGUGGGGCAGGCAGGUUAUGUGCUCUCGAGUAGAAACAUCUAUGUACUUCAUGCCCCUUAGUUGAAUAAAAUUGUGGAAGAUGCUAUUGAGUUGACUUUAAGAUUUGUGGUAGACUGUUACUUGGGUGGCCUCCAGUAAAUCAUGCUUCCUGAUAUCCAUGCCCUUGUGUAGACCUCUCCCGUUGCCUCUGGGCUGGCUUUGUGACCUGCGUUAACCAUGAGAAUGUGCUGAAAAUACCACUAUGCCAAUUGUAGGCUACUCUUUAAGAGCCCUGGCAGCUUCCUGUUUUGUGCUUCAGGUGAAGCCAGCUGCCGUGUAAGAAGCCAGAUUACCAGGAACAAAGAAGACUGUCUGAGACCACCAUUUUGGAGGGAAGACCAAGCUAACUGCAUGGAAUGCCAAGUGGAGGAGAGCUGAGGAGCCCAAUCCACAAUGAAGUCUGAGGUCCAGACACGUGACCCAAGCUAGCCGUUCUAGCCAGACCCUGGCUGCACAAGCGACACAGCUGACACCAGCUGUCUCCAUGAAGCCCCUCCCAAAUUGCAAAAUUGUAAGCAAGUUAAUCAAAUGAUUGUUGUUUUAAAUCACUAACUUCUGGGAUAGUUUGUCACUCAGCAAUAAGUAACUAAAAGAGGUUCCUUAUCAUUAAUUUUGUUAUUUGGCCAGUUUUGUUUUGCUCUUAAUAAGUCCUCCUUGAGUUUAAACUUUAUUUCUAGAAAGUUAUACUAUGAUGGAAUUCCGUGGUGAGAGCAGGGGAUGCCUUGCUUUUGGACCACAAGCCCUGCCUUGUUUUCUUUUUGUAUCUCACUGGGUGUAUCACAGCACCCAGCGCAUAGCAGAUGAUCCAGAAACAUUUGCUGAAUGACUAAAUAGUUGCAAAUUGUAGCGGGAACAGAGUCCAAACUAGUUUGCUACUCUGGGCUCUCAGCCAUGGGCUCACACUCUUCCUUUCCAGCUUUCUCUUCUGUUACCCUUUUUGCUUUUGCCAAGCUUGGCUCCUCUCUCUUCUUUAAACACUUCUUGGUCUCUUAUGCUCCUUUGCCUUUGCUCAGUCUGUUCCUUUUGCUUUGCAUUCCCUCCCGCCCAGCCAGGCAUACUCACAGGCAUACCCAGACACACAUUUCAGGUGUAUAUCUUAUCCCUUCUCUAAGGGAUCCCCUCAAUCAGGAAAGAGCUCACAUCUCUGAAUUCCCAGAACAUUCUAGCAGUCUUAUGCCACUCAACAUGUUUUAUCUCAUUUGCAAGAUUUUAACCUACGUGUCUUCCCCCCCAUACCCCCCACCCCCGUUCGAGUGAAGCUGCUGAAGGAAGGAUCUUAUCUUGUAUAGCUUUGUAUCUGUCACAUGACCUCAAAGGUACUCAGUAGGUGCUUAGUAAAUAAAUGUGGAUUGGGGAGAAAAAAGUCAGGAAGUCAUCUGAAGCUACUCCUCCUUGGGAGAAGCCCAUUUUGUCAAAUGAGGGCCAUCAUUUCUCUCCUCAUAACCAAUCUGCAGGUGACUUUUAUGCUUGUGUACUUUAAGUACCCCUUUCCCCAUAAGAUGCCUGUUAAUUUGCUAAUAUAAAGGUAAGGCUUUGACAUUUCUUACUUUUAAACUCUAGAUACGCACCAGUUGAGUGAAUUAAAGAAAGAAAAAGGAAUGUUCAGGUGCUACCACGCUAAGUGCUCAGGGUAGAGAUCCGCAUAAAACUUGGUCCCUGCUUUCCCGUUGCCCACACAAUGGGCCUUUCUUAAAGGGAAGGAGAAAGGGGAGAAAGACAAAGAAGGACACUGAAAAUCUAAGAGGUAAUCGGUACUGGUACUCACUGUGAACAGAAUCCAGGGGAAUUCCAGUCCAUAGAGUUGAGCUACAAAAAGCACAAAUGCGUUUUACAAAGAGAGAAACAGUAGCUGUGUGGGACAGCUUGCAGAUAGUGCUAGAAAUAAGGCAAAUACGUAUUUAUGCUUUUCUGCAUUUUCCAAGUUUUCUGCCAUAAGCAUGUAUUACUUUUGUAAUCAUAGAAAACAUGCAAAAAUGCUCUUUAAAAUAAAAAUGAAAUGCUUAUCGGUAUGUAAAGUGGUAUGCUUUGGAAAGCCUGGGAUGGUUAUUGCUCACUCUUGGUAGUACGUGUUUGCCUUUGUCCUUUUGUAACAUUUUUGUUUUAGCCUAUUGAUGACAAAUAAAAUGACUUAUGGUUGAUUAUCAGUGUA
Zalophus californianus (California sea lion) is the source of this 5177-nucleotide messenger RNA. It is a transcript of the gene MRO, whose product is annotated as maestro. NCBI's taxonomy places the organism in Eukaryota, Metazoa, Chordata, Mammalia, Carnivora, Otariidae. The transcript is spliced from 9 exons. The coding region runs from base 378 to 1124 and encodes 248 amino acids. Gene Ontology annotation, cellular component: cytoplasm. The record is from RefSeq and is a predicted model, not a curated record.